Messenger RNA from Pyricularia grisea, 1908 nucleotides. RefSeq lists its product as uncharacterized. The record is from RefSeq and is a predicted model, not a curated record. The transcript has 2 exons. Gene Ontology annotation, molecular function: oxidoreductase activity. Lineage: Eukaryota; Fungi; Ascomycota; Sordariomycetes; Magnaporthales; Pyriculariaceae. The coding region runs from base 1 to 1908 and encodes 635 amino acids.
AUGGGUUCCAUCAUGGAAGAUGAGCCGACUGAUUCGAGAAAGGUUGUCUUGAUCACUGGCGGUAACAGUGGCAUCGGCGCCGAGUUGGCCCAGCGCCUGCAUAGUAAAGGCUACCGGGUAGCCAUAACAGCCCGCCGUAUAGCAGAGUCUGAGAAUCUCGUGCGUGACCUCGACCCCUCGGGCGAGACUGCCAUGUUUGCGCCAUGCGAUGUGGCUUCGUACGAACAACAAGCUGCUGCUUUUAGCACCGUAUGGGCCCGCUGGGGUCGCCUGGAUGUCUUUAUUGCCAAUGCAGGCGGUCUUGACCGUGACUCCAAGUAUAACUUUGGUCGGCGUGAUGUGACCAUCGAAAAUCUUCCGCCAGUCCCAGACACUAUGUGCAUUGACAUCAACCUCAAGGGUGCCAUAUACGGCACGGUACUUGCGGUACAUUUCAUGAGGCAAAACAAGCCUGACAAAGGAGGGCGGAUCGUCGUCGUCACCAGCAUGCUUGCCCAACAUGUAGGCGUCAUGCUGCCCGAGUACGCGGCUUCCAAGGCCGGCGCGCAGCACUGGGCUCGAAGCAUCGCCCCCGUUUUACAGGUUAAAGAGAACGUAACCGUCAACGUUGUCUCACCUGGCGCGUACAAUACCGACAUCAAGCCAGGAUUCCUGGAGGCCUUCAGACCAGAGCAUCUCUGCACCAAGAGGGCCAUGAUGGCCGCAUUUGACGAGUUCUUGGAUGAGGAAAAGGGUGAUCGAACUGGAAUGGUUGUGGAGGUAGCGCAUGAUUCGCUGCACUUCCACGACUUGCCACCGACCAAAGCUGGAGAGCUUUCCAAGCGAAACCCACGGCCUUACGAACCAUGGUUCCAAGGCAUUCAUGGCGAGCCAUCGGGACUCUCUUGGGGGAUCAGACGCUCCCAUCUCGAAGGCGGUGACGACGACAAUGUCAAGAUCAUUGCUGUUACCGGAGCCACAGGUGCACAGGGCGGUGGCGUCGUGAACAUCAUGAAGAAGACUCCCGGAUGGCGCAUACGUGCCAUAACGCGCAAUCCCGAAAGCGACAAGGCCAAGCAACUGGCAGCUGAUGGAAUCGAAAUCGUUUAUGGUGACUUUGAGAACAUUGACUCGAUGACAAAAGCCUUUGAUGGUGUUCAUGCUAUUUUCGCCGUAACAGACUGGUGGGAGCCUGUCUUCACUUCCGAUGUGGGAAGACAUGAGGCCGGUGUGAUUGAAGAGAGACAAGGCUGGAAUCUGGCCUUGGCAGCAUCGAGGAACCUCAGCACUCUCGAGCAUUACUUCUGGUCAACAAGCCCCAGUUCGAAACAGGUGAACUGCGCUGAGCAUCCUGUUGACACUCCCGCCAUGGACUACAAAGCCAAAGUUGAUGCCAGAAUCAAGAAGGACUUGCCCGAUCUGGCUGCACGCACUACCUAUCUCCUCUUUGGGUACUAUCCCCAAAACUUCGCCACCUUUGCUCCCAUUAGGCCGGUCCUCCAUCCUGUGCUGGGGAAAUACAUUCAGACACUACCCACGAGACCGGAUGCUAUCGUGUUGCUGUCGGGUAGCAUGGAGGUGAACCCCGGCAUCUGGGUUCGACAAGCUCUUGCAGCUGGAAGUCGUGCUUUUGGCAAGUACGCCAACGUGGCCCUGGAAAAGUGGACAUUCAAGCAGAUGAUGGACGAGUGGAGCGCUGUCACCGGUAAAGAUGGUUUGUUUGUUCAGUGUUCUCCUGAGGCAUACGAAGCCAUGUGGGGAACUCGGGGCAAGGAACUGGCCGAACAGUUCAAGUUUGGCGAGUUGUGUGACCCAUGGAUGCCAACGACUGAUUUUAUAUCAGCCCAGGAGCUAGGGGUCGACGAGACUGAAGUUGUCGGAUUCAAGGGCACUAUCGAGGGAUUUCACAAGAUGGGCGCUUGGGACUGA